AUUACUACGAAGCAACCCUGUCUACUGUCACCGCAUUAAAAAUCUAGAUUACUUUUUGUAUUGCAUAAAAGAUGGCGUCCAAAGAAGAUAACGUUUCUGGUGAAAAUCCAGUUCGGCGAACGAGAUCAGGCAGAAAAGUUGUAGCUCCUCCAGCAGUUCCAACUCCAGUACGCUCCACUAGAAGGACAAAACGAGGUGCACCUGAACAGGUUACAGAAACAGACGAGGACGAAGUCCAGCAUAUACCUACAGAAAAGGAGACGAUAAACACACUCGAAAAUCAAUCAGACGUUAUUAAAGAAAUGUUAGAAGAGGCAGCGCAAGGUGUUAUUAUUGACAUCCCGGACGAUGACGAUGUUAUAAUUUAUGAAGAGGAAAUUAUAGAAUCGGAACAAAUAGUCGACGAUGAUUGCAUUGUGUAUGAAGAACAAUUGGGUGAAGAAGAACAAUUGCCGGAAGAAGAACAAUUGCCGGAAGAAGAACAAUUGGCGGAGGACGAGCAAUUGGCGGAGGAAGAACAACAACCGAUCGAAGAAGAUGUUGAAAUGUUCACUGUGCCAGAAGAAGAGCAAGUGAACACAGAAGUGCCCGUUAUAUCAGAAACAGGACUCGACGAGAAAAGUUCCUCGUUUCCAUUUGGGCCGACAGGCGGCCAGUCCGAAACAUCAGAAGAUGUACACAACGAAGAAGGUACGGCUGAGACUGGAGUGGUAGAAAGUUCUUUAUUAGCUUCUCUGGCAGGAGACAAUGCCAAUAGUUUACCCUCGGUAGGAGGUGGUGAAGAAAAUGAUGUUAAGAAGGAUGACUUUGAAGCAAAAGUAACGCCAGAAUUGCCAAAUUGCGAAAAAAUGGAAUCGGACGAUUCGCUAUCCGAACCAGCCAUUGCAGAAGACCUUGGCACUGGGGCCGAUGCAAGCAAUGCUACUAUUGUAAACACGGAAUUAGUUUCAGAAGACGAACUCCCUUUACCAACAAAACCCGAAAUAAAUGAUGCAGAAGAGGUCUCAGAUGAUGAGCUCCCAGCACCACAACGUGCUGAAUUGCCUGCAGAUGCUGAAGUUAUAUCUGAGGAUGAAUUGCCUACUGCAACAGGUCAAGCAGAGAAGAAAUCACCACCUUCAUCCCCGAAAACUCCCAUCAAAAGUAAUUCUUCACAAUCGGUUUCUUCUAAGGAACCUGUUGGUCAAAAACGCAAAGCUGAUGAUGCCGACAAGAUCGAUUCGAAUCAUGAAAAACAACGUAAGGUGGAGGACUCGAAGAAAAAAAGCGAUGAACAAUACAAUCCAAUGAGUCCAACAUCAGAGAGUAAUGAUGGAUCGCCCACUAUAACAGUAGAAAAGAAAACUAAAGCGGAUAGCUCCGGGGAGAGUGAACACAAAGAGAGAAAGAGGGAGAAAGAUAAGGAGCGCGAACGCGAAAAAGAGAAGGAAAGAGAAAAGGAGAAAGAAAAGGAUAAGGAAAAAGAAAAAGAAAAGGAACGCAAACGAUUGCCUGACUUAGAUAAAUACUGGCGUGCAGUGAAAGAAGAUCCCGCAGAUUUCACUGGUUGGACAUAUUUGCUGCAAUAUGUUGACAACGAGUCUGAUCCCGAGGCCGCACGUGAGGCUUAUGAUGCAUUCCUAUCGCACUAUCCAUAUUGCUAUGGCUAUUGGCGCAAGUAUGCUGACUAUGAAAAGCGCAAGGGUAUUAAGGCCAAUUGCAACGCGGUAUUUGAACGUGGACUUGAAGCGAUCCCCUUGUCUGUGGAUCUGUGGAUCCAUUAUCUAGCACAUGUAAAGGGAAACCAUGCAGAGGAUGAAUCAUAUAUUCGUUCACAGUUUGAACGUGCUGUAGACGCCUGCGGUCUGGAGUUCCGCUCUGAUAAGCUCUGGGAUGCCUACAUUAAAUGGGAAAGUGAAUCGAAGCAUUACCAAAAUGUUGUAAAGAUCUACGAUCGUUUAUUAGCCAUUCCGACUCAAGGCUACAGUGGACAUUUUGAUAAUUUCCAAGACUUGAUAAAUCAACACUCCAUUGUGAGCACUAUAACCGCUGAAGAACUGCGGAAAGUUCGCACUGAACUUCGUGAAAGCAAUGCAUCCCGUUCUUCAUCGUCUCGUUCUAAGAGUCGACGAAGCGGUUCCAGAGACAAGGAAAAAGAAAAGGAACGUGAAAACCGUGACGUGAAGAAAGACGAUGAACCGGGCAGCAAAUCGCCAAAUGCCAAAGAUGCUGAAACUAAUCAGGAGGAAACACCGGUCCCAUCUAAUAUCGAAUCAAUCGAAGUUGACCAUGAGACAGACGACGCUGCAACUUCCGCCGAAAAAGUCAGCCAGGAGGAGGAUCUCGCUGAUGUAAGCAGUCUUACUGAAGAGGAGGAAACAGCCAUUAAAGACAAAAUUAUUUCGAUUCGUCGAAAAUUACAUAAAUCAACCGUUGCUGCAGUGACUGCUCGGUGGACUUUUGAAGAAGGCAUAAAACGCCCCUAUUUCCAUGUGAAGCCACUCGAACGCUGCCAGCUGAAGAAUUGGAAAGACUAUCUCGAUUUUGAAAUCGAAAAAGGCGAUCGCACCCGCAUCUUGGUGCUCUUCGAACGUUGUCUAAUCGCGUGUGCUUUGUAUGACGAAUUCUGGCUAAAAAUGAUACGUUAUCUUGAGACCCAGUUAGACCAGCCUGGUAUCGCAGCUAUUACCAGUGAUGUUUACCGUCGCGCCUGCGAAAUCCAUCACCCCGACAAACCUAGUCUUCAUCUAAUGUGGGCGGCAUUUGAAGAGUGUCAAAACGAUUUUGAUCGCGCCGCCGCAGUUUUGGAAAAUCUUGAAAAGAAAUGUCCAAAUCUACUGCAGGUCGCAUACAGACGCAUUAACGUGGAACGUCGUCGUGGCGACAUGAAUAAAUGUCGUGAACUGUAUGAACACUAUAUAAAUACUGCAAAGAAUAAAACAAUCGCUGGCAGUUUAGCGAUCAAGUAUGCCCGAUUUUUGAAUAAGAUCUGCGAUGAUCUGGAGGGUGGACUGCGUGUGCUGCGACAGGCACUAGACAAAGAUGCUGCGAAUACACGCGUGGCAUUGCAAAUGAUAGAUCUGGUUUUGCAGCGCCCAAAGGUGGACGAGGAUGAGGUUGUGCUAAUUAUGGAUAAAUUUAUGGCACGUGAAAAUAUGGAUCCCGAACAGAAAGUACUAUUUGCACAGCGCAAAGUUGAGUUUUUGGAAGAUUUUGGUAGCACAGCGAAGGGCUUGCAAGACGCGCAGAGGGCACUACAAGUAGCACUAAGUAAAGCAACUGAAGCUAAGAAGAAGCGCGAAUCGAGUCCUUCGCGGAAAUCCUCUUCGAGCAGCAAAGAAUUGUCAAUGUCGAAUUCUGCUGCUUCAUCAGCAUACAAUAAUGGCGUCACCGCUACCGCUUCGGGUUAUAAUUAUAAUUCGGCAAAUUCAGCUUAUUAUGGUCAACAAAACAGUGGCGCCUACACAGCACAGCAAUCAUAUGAUGGCUACUAUAACCAUUGGCAGUAUGGUUCUAGUUAUGGCAAUUACGGACAAUGGAGCGGAUAUGGAAACUACUAUUAAAUCGAGUGCAAGCGUGAAGAAUUCCUUUUAUAUCCCAUAUUAUCAAUCUCCGCACCUAUCAUCACCAAAUUGAUUAUUAAAAAUAAACAAACAAAUUAAUUUAACUUUUUAUUAGUACUAAUGCAAUAUGAAUCAAGAUGUGUACAUUUUUAAGAUUUUCUGUUGACCAAGAAAAAUACAAUAUACAUUUUAUAAAAUAUAUUCUUGUAUGCAAUGCAUCUGCAAUGCUACAUACAUA
Rhagoletis pomonella (apple maggot) is the source of this 3780-nucleotide messenger RNA. It is a transcript of the gene Prp39, whose product is annotated as pre-mRNA-processing factor 39. Gene Ontology annotation, biological process: RNA processing; mRNA 5'-splice site recognition. The transcript is spliced from 8 exons. Lineage: Eukaryota; Metazoa; Arthropoda; Insecta; Diptera; Tephritidae. Gene Ontology annotation, cellular component: nucleus; commitment complex; U1 snRNP. The coding region runs from base 72 to 3542 and encodes 1156 amino acids. The record is from RefSeq and is a predicted model, not a curated record. Gene Ontology annotation, molecular function: protein binding.